AUGACAGCACCACGGAAAGUAUGCCAGAUCUUCACGCCUAUUGGCAUGAUAGGAUACGGCUUCAGUGUCGAAGAAAUGCACGAGACUUUGUCGGCACUCACUGCAGGCUCUGACGUUCCAACUGCCAUAAUAUGUGACUCCGGUUCGACGGACAGCGGACCUCGAAAGUUGGCAACCGGUGAUAUGACCUGCCCACAAGCCGCAUACAAGAGAGACCUUGGACGACUGCUCGAAGGGGUCAAGAAAUAUAAGACUCCCCUCUUGAUAGGGUCUGCAGGUGGCGCGGGCAUUGAUGAGCAUGUGGAAGAGCUGACAGGUAUCCUUGACGAGCUGAGCUGGGAAAAUGCGUACGACCUGAAAGUAGUCCAGAUUUUUGCUGGCAUCGACAAGAGAUUGAUCGCCGAGCGCCUUACUGCAGGAGCCAUCAGUCCAUGCGGCACGGGCGUCCCACAGCUCGAGCAGCGAGACAUAGAUGGCUGUCCCACCAUUGUCGCUCAAAUGGGACAUGAGCCGUAUCUUGCCGCAAUCGAUCAACAUCCAGACUACGAUGUAAUCCUCGCCGGCAGGGCGUACGACCCGUCGCCCUACGUAGCUUUUGCCAAUGAAUGUAUUCGAAAACUACAACCGGACUACGAACGACUCGGUCAAGAACAUGUGGCUCGAGUCCAAGGAGCUAUGAUGCAUGCGGGAAAGAUCUUGGAGUGUGGCGGACUUUGUGCAGUACCCAAGAGCAUUGGAGCUGUCGCCACCAUUUUCGAAGAUGGUAGCUUCGACGUCCGUCCUACAAGUCCGACUGCACGAUGCACAGCACUGUCAGUAGCAGCACACAGCCUCUACGAGAAGAGCCGUCCGGAUCUGCUCUUCGGCCCUGGCAGGUACCUGGAUGUCACUCAGACAACUUUCGUUGACAACAGCGAUGGUGUGAGUGUGCACGUGUCAGGCAGCGUGUUCCGAACCUCUGCCGGGGGUGGCAAGCCAUACCAAGUCAAAUUGGAGGGUGCUCGUAACAAAGGCUAUCGCGCCAUCUACACCGGCUUCAUUCGAGAUCACUUGGUAAAGUCACAGAUGAAGGCGAGCCUGGCUGAGGGUACUUGGGAUCUGGAUUGGCAUAUCUAUGGACGAGACAGCAAUGGCAAUGCUUCUGGCGAUGUUUACCUCGUAGGUGAGAGCCGUGCCCAGACGCAAGAACUUGCACGGGGGAUUGUGGCCGCUGCGAGAACCUGGACUAUCCAUGCGAGCUAUCCAGGGCAGAAGGCUACGAGUGGCAGUUUCGGAUUUGGUGUCGGCGGUGUCAACGAGAUCGACACCGGGCCUUGUUCCGAGUUCUGUGUAUAUCACUUGAUGGAUCUGGAGCCGGAAGAAGAUGUUUCGCUGUUUCCAUUCAAGCUGGUUGAGAUGAAGUAUGGCGACAACAUUCCCAAAUGGCGCGGCUAUACCGAAAACAGUACAUCGAAGAAUGGCUCAACAACGCGCAGUAACGGCAAAAUGCCUUCGGUACCGACACCUGAGUCUCGAUGGCAAGACGCGAAGACGCUGGGUGAAGCGGCUAAAGUCUUGCGCUCGAAGAAUGCAGGACCUUAUGAGAUCACAUUUGACAUCAUGUUCGACCGACGCGACGUGUAUGAUGUGAUCAAGUCGUCCGGUAUUCUUUCGGCGUCUGUCAUCGCAGACCUAUAUGGCCUGGAAGUGGACGAGAUCAUCUGGAGCGGCUUCUUCGAUCCCGCACUGGCGUUCAAAGCGACGGUCCCUAGACGCAGAAGAGGACUUCCGGCUGCAAGUGGUGGCUAUUUUGAGGAUGAUGUUCAUGGGUCGCAGAUGUAUCUACCGCUUAUGCUUCUUCCAUUAUCGGAAGACUUACGGGCAACUUUGGCAAAGCUGUAA
Molecule: messenger RNA, 1881 nt
Organism: Zasmidium cellare ATCC 36951
Lineage: Eukaryota; Fungi; Ascomycota; Dothideomycetes; Mycosphaerellales; Mycosphaerellaceae
Exons: 3
Coding region: 1-1881 (626 amino acids)
Source: RefSeq, a predicted model, not a curated record